AAAUGAUGUUUUUACUAAUUAUUAUCAUAACCACACGCUUACCACAUGUGUUCAGGUUUACCCACAUCUGGCAUGUAACCUUUAAAAUCAAGCGUCUGAUAACAUGGAUAAAUUAGUAGAAAAUCGCCCAGUAUUUGUUUACAUUGACAGCGACGAUCGUUUACUGGCAUCUAAUUAGUUAUGGGAUGAUUGUUAGACAGUAAGACAGACUAAAUACACAAUUCAAUGGCUUUGGAAAAAUCUACAGCAGUGUAUAUUGGGAACUUGAAACUUGCAGCCAGAAUUUUAGAACUAAAAUCGGACCUGCUUCGAUUGUUUGGUAAAGUGCUAAAAGUUUCAGUUACUGCAAAUGAUAUUAGUAUUGUUAAUGGCCCAAAAAGAUACGCAAUCAUAGAUGUUCACAAUGAACAAAAUGUUGCUUGCGUUCUGCAAAAUAUUGUUGACUACGAGGAUAGAAAGAAACUAAAAUUUAAGUUUGAAAAUAUUGAAGAACCAGGAACUUUUCUGCAUGUAGAUACAGUUAAAUCUCAAGAUGAUAAACAAUCCAGGGAUGAUUUUGAAAAUGGUCGCAACCCGCCAAGACCUUUUUCCAAACCUCACUUGCAUGUAAGAAAAAGACCUGACUAUGGGAGGAUAGUGCCAUUAAAGUCCGCCUCAAGUAAUCCGAUGCACACUGGCCGCCUGUCAAGACAAAGUUCCAGCACCCAGAGGAGUCAAUUGCCUGCGUCAGAGCCAACUACCGACCUGGACGUGACACUAGAUGACUACCCUGUGGACAGGGACAAGUCUCCAACUGUCGUCAAAAGUGUUGGGGAGGCGUUGAAUACUCGCGUGAAUAUGGUACCAAUGGAUGAUUCUACUUUAAAGGACAGCGAUGAUUCUGGUACCCAGGUAGACCUUGUACACAAUCGUACCAUUUCCUCCAUACACGGUGAGGGAGAUGAUGAACACUCGGAUGACCUUGAGACCUCAGAGUACGAAGACCCACCCGGGUCAGUAAUUGACCUCCGUCACAUCAGUCGUGCUUCCAUGCGAGGAAAACUGACGCCUAGAAUACACAGGCGCACACAGAAAUCUGCAAACCAACCGAAGCCUAACAUCCAGACAGAAAAAUCUUCAACCAGUAGAAAGGAUUUCUUUGCUUUCCUUGAUGCUCAAAUAGGUCCAGAAACCCCAGCCCCACAUUCCACGACCCAUGUCGAUGAUGAGAGCACUACGCCCUACUACAAGCCUGGGGAAAUUAUCAACAACCAUGACCAGAGCAAAGAAUUCAAGGCCUACCUUGACGGCAAAUAUACCUUAAAGAAACUACGCGACCAUGCGGCUAGAUGUGCUGUUGGGUUUCUCAACUCUGGAAAGAAAGGGAUGCUCCUUAUUGGUGUAGAAUCCAGAGGUCGAGUGGUUGGUAUAGACUGCGAGCUUCAGCAGGAGGACAGAUACCGCCGCCAUUUCCUCGAUGCCAUGAAGGAGAUCUACCCGCCAGUGUUUGGUGACGAGUACUCCAUACACUUCGCUCCCCUGCUAGAAGACAAUGGGCGGCAACAUCCCAGCCUGAAAGUGAUUGAGAUACGUGUCUUCCCACCCGAGAACCAGGAGGCCCUAUAUGAAUGUAAUGAGGGGGUCUUUGUGCGCAGGAAUGGCUCUCUGACUGGACCCAUCAAAGCCAGCCAUAUCCAGGAAUGGGUCAAACAGAAACAAUUGGAAACAUUUGACCAACUACGGCUGGCAGAGCGGUACCUCAAAGACGAGAAUGAGCGCAAAGAUGACAUGCUCCGAAAACAGGCGGACACUAUCUUAGCCCAGAAGAGCGAGAUAGAAAGACAGAAGAUGGUAAUUGAAGGACGGACGUGUACCAUAUUGUGAUGACAUUUAUAUGUAGCAACACUUAUGGCCGGGUUCAGGAUGAAAUUACAAGUGUACAAGUAGAAUUGAAAAAUUGGCAACGUGUUAAAGGUUAACUUGAGAUUCUGUAGAAUGAUUUCAAUUGUUUGUUUUACUAAGGCACUUUGAGAUUAUUGCUGACACGUGUCUUACGCGUAACACUAUGCUCCUGAUUCGUAUUGUUUUUUAUUAUUUUGGUAUUUACGUUCAAAAUCGUCUUCCUGUUGAAGAUUAUUCGUUAUUGUUCUUUUUAAAUCACGAAUCUAUCAGUUUUAAAUGUCAUAUUAUGACGUUUUAUUUAAGAAUUCCUGUUCCGAAUAAUUUCACACAGUUAAACAAGAGAAGCGCAUGCUAAUUCAUAAAGAUACGGUUUUAGAAAUUGCAAUCAAUGAAACAUGUGUUGAUUAUUGUUAAUGUGUGUAAACCGAUCUUUUAAGAGAAAAAACGUAUGUAAAAAUACCGAAUAGAAAUCACCAAAAUAGAUCUCCCUUAAGGUUUAGACAUGUGAUUGAAUGCCUGUUGAAAGACGUUAUACAUAGUAGUUAAACAUGUGUUUCCAUUACUUGUAAAUUAUUUUACGUGUUGAUAAAAUUGAUAACACAAUACACAACGCUAUUUUUAACCAAAUUAUAGCUCGAUUGAUCAUUGUCGGCUCGGGUACUACUUAAAUGUACACCAUGUACUCUUAAAUAUACUUAAAUGCACCCCGUGAACGGAAAAUAUACUUAAGCAAACCCGGCCAAUUUAGACUGUACCCAUGCAUGGUUUAUGUCCGCCCGAAAUACCAUAGCGUAAAACGCGCUACGGAAUACGAAACAAAAUUCUCCUUGAACAAAACCUGCCUAAACUAGUUUUUUUAGUUGGUGUUUCAAUAAUAUAUAGGCCACUUUACAGAAUAUUGCCAUAAAUAUGACAUAAUUUAUUUGAACAAAUUAGCUGACAACGACCAAUUUAGCUUUAGAAUUCCCAGGUACGUUUCAGUAUAUUUUCCGUACCCGAUGUACAAUAAAGUUUACUCUUAGUUCCCCGGGGUACAUUUAAGUAGUACCCGAGGCGACAAUGACCAAUGUAGCCAACUUAUGUUCUGUCUGCUUACAACUUGUUUUGACUUUUCUAGAUUCUUUGCACUUUGAACCCUGUAUGUUGGUUGGGUAUAGGGUGUUUGUAACCGUUCUUGAGUAUAUAUUGGGAGUUGUGCGUUAAGUGCUUUAUCGAUUUUUGUACAGAAUGUAUUCUCUGCAAGUGUGGAUUUUUGUAUGGCUUGUUUUUGUAUUAUACAUCGAUUAUUAUAUGUGUUACGUUUUGUUGAUCAAAUAAAUGUUAAUGCAUA
Messenger RNA from Dreissena polymorpha, 3211 nucleotides. RefSeq lists its product as uncharacterized. The record is from RefSeq and is a predicted model, not a curated record. Lineage: Eukaryota; Metazoa; Mollusca; Bivalvia; Myida; Dreissenidae. Bases 226 to 1863 code for a protein of 545 amino acids. The transcript has 11 exons.